Messenger RNA from Otolemur garnettii (small-eared galago), 3241 nucleotides. It is a transcript of the gene ITGAD, whose product is annotated as integrin subunit alpha D. The record is from RefSeq and is a predicted model, not a curated record. Lineage: Eukaryota; Metazoa; Chordata; Mammalia; Primates; Galagidae. Gene Ontology annotation, cellular component: external side of plasma membrane; integrin complex. Gene Ontology annotation, biological process: cell-cell adhesion; integrin-mediated signaling pathway; cell-matrix adhesion. Gene Ontology annotation, molecular function: integrin binding. The transcript has 25 exons. Bases 45 to 3005 code for a protein of 986 amino acids.
UGAUCGACGGCUCUGGAAGCAUUAACCCAAAUGAAUUUAAACAGAUGAAGGACUUCGUCAGAGCUGUGAUGGACCACUUCAAGGGCACAAAUACCCUGUUCUCAUUGUUGCAGUACUCAAACCUGUUGAAGAUCCAUUUCACCUUCACUGAGUUCCAGAAUAGCGCAAGCCCUCAGAACCUGGUGGAUCCCAUCAACCAGCUGAAUGGCCUGACAUACACGGCCACAGGCAUCCAGAAAGUGGUGACAGAGCUAUUUCAUAGUGAUAAUGGAGCCCGUGAACGUGCCAAGAAGAUCCUCAUUGUUAUCACUGAUGGGCAGAAGUACAAAGAUCCCCUGGAAUACAGCGCUGUCAUCCCCCAGGCAGAGAGAGCUGGCAUCAUCCGCUAUGCCAUUGGGGUGGGACAUGCUUUCCAGGAACCCACCGCCAGGCAGGAGCUGGACACCAUUGGCUCAGCGCCUCCACAGGACCAUGUGUUCAUGGUGAACAACUUUGCAGCACUUGGCAGCAUCCAGAAGAAUCUACAGGAGAAGAUCUUUGCGGUUGAGGGAACCCAAUCAAAGACGAGUAGCUCCUUUCAGCAUGAGAUGUCCCAAGAAGGCUUCAGUUCAGUAUUCACAAUGAAUAGACCAGUUCUGGGGGCUGUGGGGAGCUUCAGCUGGUCUGGAGGUGCCUUCCUGUACCCCCCAAAUAUGAACCCCACCUUCAUCAAUAUGUCUCAGGAGAAUGUGGACAUGAGGGACUCUUACCUGGGUUACUCCACUGAGCUGGCCCUGUGGAAAGGGGUGCAGAGCCUGGUCCUGGGGGCUCCCCGCCAUCAGCACACCGGGAAAGUUGUCAUCUUCACCGAGGCAGCCAGGCAGUGGAGGCCAAAGGCAGAAGUCACAGGGACCCAGAUUGGCUCCUACUUUGGGGCCUCCCUCUGCUCAGUGGAUGUGGACAGAGAUGGCAGCACUGACCUGGUCCUCAUUGGGGCCCCCCAUUACUACGAGCAGACCGGUGGGGGCCAGGUGUCUGUGUGUCCCUUGCCUCAGGGGAGCAGGUGGCAGUGUGAGGUCAUUCUCCGUGGGGAGCAGGGCCAUCCCUGGGGCCGCUUUGGGGCAGCUCUGACAGUGCUGGGGGAUGUGAAUGGGGACAAGCUAACAGAUGUGGCCAUUGGGGCCCCAGGAGAGCAGGAGAACCAGGGUGCCGUCUACCUAUUUCAUGGAGCCUCUGGACCCAGCAUCAGCCCCUCCCACAGCCAGCGGAUCACAGGCUCCCAGCUCUCCUCCAGGCUUCAGUAUUUUGGACAGUCACUGAGCGGGGGCCAGGACCUCACCCAGGAUGGACUGGUGGACCUGGCUGUGGGCGCCCAAGGCCACGUGCUGUUGCUCAGGAGCCUACCCAUGCUGACAGUGGGGGUAACCAUGAGAUUCACCCCUGUGGAGGUGCCAAGGGCUGUAUACCAAUGCUUGGAAGAAGUGCCCACCACCCUGGAAGCUGGGAAGGCCACAGUCUGUCUCAUUAUUCACAAAAGCUCACUGGACCACUUAGGUGAUCUUCAAAGCUCUGUCAAGUAUGAUCUGGUAUUGGACCCAGGACGCCUGAUUUCUCGGGCCAUUUUUGAUGAGACCAAAAACUGGACUUUGACUCGAAGAAAAACCUUGGGGCUGGGGGAUCACUGUGAAACCAUAAAGCUGCUUUUGACAGACUGCGUGGAGGAUGUGAUAAGCCCCAUCAUCCUGCGCCUCAACUUCUCCCUGGUGGGAGAGCCCAUCCCCUCAUUCCGGAACCUUCGCCCUGUGCUGGCUGUGGGCACACAGGACCUCUUCAUGGCUUCUCUCCCCUUUGAGAAGAACUGUGGACAAGAUCGCAUCUGUGAGGGGGACCUGAGUGUCAGCCUCAGCUUCUCCGGCCUGAAGACCCUGGUAGUGGGGAGCUCCCUGGAACUCAAUGUGACAGUGACUGUGUGCAAUGAGGGUGAGGAUUCCUAUGGAACUGUGAUCAACUUCUACUACCCAACGGGGCUGUCCUAUCGAUGGGUGUCAGGAACCCAGAAGCAACCUCAUCAGCGCCCACUGCGCCUGGCAUGUGAGGCAGUGCCCACUGGAAAUGAGGGUCUGAGGAGCAGCAGCUGUAGCAUCAACCACCCCAUCUUCCGAGAGGGAUCUCAGGGAACCUUCAUAGUCACAUUUGACGUCUCCUACAAGGCAACCCUGGGAAACAGAAUGCUUAUGAGGGCCAAUGCAAGCAGUGAGAAUAAUAAACCUGCAAGCAGCAAGACAACCUUCCAGCUGGAGCUACCAGUGAAAUAUGCAAUCAACACAAUAAUCAGCAGGCAGGAAGAAUCCACCAAGUACUUCAACUUUUCGACUUCCGAUGAGAAGAGCAAGAAAGAGGCUGAGCAUCGAUACCGCGUGAAUAACCUGAGUCAGCGAGAUCUGGCCGUCAGCAUUCAUUUCUGGGUUCCCAUUCUGCUGAAUAGGGCGGCCGUGUGGGAUGUGACUAUCGAGGCCCCUCCACAGAGUCUCCCCUGUGUGUCAGAGAGGAAACCGCCCCAGCAUCCUGACUUCCUCACCCGGAUUCCAGGGAGUUCCACGUUGGACUGCUCCAUUGCUGACUGCCUGAGGUUCCGCUGUGACAUCCCCUCCUUCGGCAUCCAGGAGGAACUCGACUUCAUCCUCAAGGGCAACCUCAGCUUUGGCUGGGUCAGCCAGACAUUGCAGAAGAAGGUGUUGGUCGCGAGUGUGGCCGAAAUCACAUUCGACAGAUCUGUGUAUUCCCAGCUUCCAGGACAGGAGGCGUUUCUGAGCGCCCAGGUAAAGACGGUGCUAGAGGAGUAUGAGGUGCACAACCCCAUCCCCCUCAUAGUGGGCAGCUCUGUGGGAGGUCUGCUGCUGCUGGCUCUCAUCACAGCUACACUGUACAAACUUGGCUUCUUCAAACGACAGUACAAAGAAAUGUUGGGUGACAAGCCUGAAGACACUACCACUUUCAGUGAGAAGGAUUUCAGCUGUGAGACUUAAAAUUUGCCUUUGUCCCAAUUAUCCACUUUCCUGUUCAUCUCUACCCCACGCACUGGCCUUGCCUCCACCUGUAAAUCUACUUCUUCUGUGCAAACAAUUUCUGCAUAGAUCAUGGCCUGGCCUGAACAGCCUAUCAGGUGCUAAGCCAGCUUUGCAAAGGGGUAGAGAUUUCUUUGUUUUUACAUGUCUAUUCAGCUUCUUCAGUAAUGACCCACCUUUUACAGAAGCAAGCGUGA